AUGUUGCAGCGGUUGCCGUUAAGGUAUGCACGCCAAUUGGCCCGACCCUUUUAUAUGGCGCACGUGCUCGACCUCCUCUUCCUGGCAAAGCCGGAAGAACUGCGCUGUCUGACGCUCGAUAAGAGUUUUGAAUGUGAGCCUCCCAAUAUGAAGUUCAACGAACAAGAAAAAAAUCAUUGCCGAGCCAGCAGCAGAGUCGAAGGGGAAAACCUAAGCUCGACCAAAGGAGUGAAGCUAAUUGAGUUGACUAAUCGACACAGGGUGGCCUCUGGCGGAAUCAAGACAGGAUCUUGGAGAAACGUAAAGAACAACACUGCCACCAGUUGUGGGAAUAUACCAAGUGCUACACGUGCAAGCUCUGUAGAUGACCACAGCAAGAAUAUAGGCAGGCCACCGCACACGGAAAAGUACAGCAAGGAGUACCUGCGACAAGAGCGUCACCACUGGCUCUCGACGCGCGAACUAACAUUCCCUGGCGACGCGAGUCGAGCCCAACACGAAGCAAAGAUGCCAACCAGUAAAAAGAAAGAGCAAUGGCGGAAGAAAGCCGCUGCAAAGGCUGCCAAACUUGAAGCCGCAGUGGCCAGGUGCGGUGCUGCGGACCCCAAAAGCCGCCGGUGCGCGCAGCGGCGCACUACAAGCCCGGACCAUGGACGCCGUCACGGGCCGGAAGCCGCAAGGCAAGCCGGUCCAGCUACGCAGCCGGAAAAACAGCGCGCUCUGAGUGUGCAGGUCGGGUUCGAGACCAGGUUCGCGCGCUCACCCGACUCUCACCCAGCGCCCGGUCGUGGCCCACCGCCACGCCCGACUCGCCGCGGGGGGGCAGAGAGGUUCCCCCAACGUUCCCCCAGCCGGGGCGUUUCACCUGACUUGCAGUCAGGCAUUUUCGCGCUACGGAGAGCGUUUAGCGCAUAG
Molecule: messenger RNA, 915 nt
Organism: Aureococcus anophagefferens
Lineage: Eukaryota; Pelagophyceae; Pelagomonadales; Pelagomonadaceae
Exons: 5
Coding region: 1-915 (304 amino acids)
Source: RefSeq, a predicted model, not a curated record